Mollisia scopiformis is the source of this 303-nucleotide messenger RNA. RefSeq lists its product as uncharacterized. Lineage: Eukaryota; Fungi; Ascomycota; Leotiomycetes; Helotiales; Mollisiaceae. The record is from RefSeq and is a predicted model, not a curated record. The coding region runs from base 1 to 303 and encodes 100 amino acids. The transcript has 3 exons.
AUGAAGAUCUCAAACGUCCUCGCACUCGUUCUCCUGCCAGCAGCAGCACUUGCCACACCAAUUCCUCUCGAAGACCGUGAGGCAUCCCCAGGCUAUGCUUCCUACGGUAGCUACCCUCCUCCAGCAGGAGGGUAUGGCAAGUACUCUGGAUAUGGUUCGUACAAGGAAAGGCGUGACGCUGCUGGCUAUGGCGCAUAUUCUGGCUAUGGCUCCUACCCUCCACCAGCAGGGGGCUAUGGAAAAUACUCUGGAUAUGGAUCAUACAAGCGUGUUGCGGACUGGGUAAAGAGCCUUUGGGAAUAA